Messenger RNA from Geodia barretti, 2417 nucleotides. The record is from the annotation of a GenBank genome assembly. NCBI's taxonomy places the organism in Eukaryota, Metazoa, Porifera, Demospongiae, Tetractinellida, Geodiidae.
CAUCUUCUUGAGCAGAGCGCGGCGCGCGCAAGCUUGUAUCACGUGGUGCUCUAUGACGGAUAAAAUUGGCCGGUCAGCCAGCAAACAGUCUGAUGAUCUAUAAUCUAGAACAAGAGAAACAGCUCUCCUGUCGGGGAUCGUGGUAGCUCUCUUGAUAUCUCAGGUACUAGGUGGGUCGUAUAUUAGAUCCGUAGAGCCGAGCGUACUGUGGCAGCAAUACCUUGCCUGUGGCUGUACUGUACUUUGGUUACCAAUAGUGUCAUUAUGAACUGUCACACGAUGGGAGGUCGGAACCAACCCCCUGCAUGCAGCCCUGCGGUCACCAGCUACCUCCCGAACCUGGGCUCCAGGCAGCUGAGUCACGAUCCUCUCCAGGGGCUCUCCCGGCUCCAGGAGCAGUGCUACGGACUGCCCUCUGUCGUGCGGCGACUGAGCCUCCAACACAGACUGGAGGCACACGAGGGCUGCGUGAACUGCAUCAAUUUCUCGGGGAGCGGGCAGUUGCUGGCAUCGGGGAGCGACGACCUGCAUGUGGUGGUGUGGGACUGGGAGCGAGGCAGGAUGGUCUCCAAACUGGAGUCAGGGCACAUCUCAAAUAUCUUCCAGGCCAAGUUCAUGCCGUACACUGGAGAGAGUGUGUUGGUCACUGCAGCACGAGAUGGACAAGUGAGAUGUCUCAUCCUGUCCUCGACGGGUAGUCUAGUGGCCUCUAAGAGGGUGGCCCUGCACAAUGACUCUGCUCAUAAGAUAGCUCUGGAGCCCUACUCUCCAGACAUGUUCCUCAGCUGUGGAGAGGACGGCAGUGUUCUAGAGGUGGACCUGAGGGAGGAGGCCAAGAGAAACAAGCUUCUGGUGGUCAAGAACGAGAAGAGAAGUCGUAUUCCUCUCUACUCCAUCUUCAUCGACCCCUGCAACACACACCUGUUUGCCGUCUCCGGCAGAGACCAGUUUGCAAGAGUGUAUGAUAGAAGAAAACUUAAACAAGACCAUACAAGCGAUUUUGUUCCUCUGAAGAAGUUCUGCCCAAAGCACUUGACAUCUCCAGAGAAUGAGCACAUGAGAGCCAACGUCACGUGUCUGGUCUACUCCCACAAUGGCGAUGAGUUAUUAUGUAGCUACAAUGACGAGGAUAUCUAUCUAUUCAACACCAGAGAUGAGUCUAAAGCUGAUGACUUUAUAAAGAGAUACCAGGGACACAGGAACAGUGCCACAGUGAAGGGAGUGAACUUCUUUGGUCUAAGGAGUGAGUAUGUGGUGAGUGGCAGUGACUGUGGCCACGUGUUCCUCUGGGACAAGACCUCUCAGCAGGUCGUACAGAUGUUGGAGGGAGACCAUGAAGGAGUGGUCAACUGUCUGGAGCCUCACCCACACACACCAGUUCUGGCCACCAGUGGACUGGACCACGACAUCAAGAUAUGGUCUCCCUGCGCCUCCCAACCCACCUCACUGGACCAACUGGACGAGGUAACGAAGCGAAACUGUAAUGAGCGUGAAGAUGCCAUGACUCACCCCAUGGACGGAUAUGAGAUGCUCAUGCAGUUCAUAGUCAGACAGUACCGCAGAGGAAUACGGGUUAGCAUGACAUAACAAUUAUUCGUGUUCUUAUCAGUGUUCAGUGUUUUGAAACAGACCAUCUCUACAAUGCAUAAGGCCUCUGAAAAUGAAGAAAGGACACCUCUAUAAAACACACUGUCUUGGUUCUUAAUACAUUAGUGUAUUUUGUAGGCUAGAAACCAUAGAAAUCAAAGCUUCCAACAACAGUACAUUUGUAUGUGCUGAUGCUGGUCUAGUAUACACCUGCGUUAAUUGCAUUCCAAUGGCAGUAUAUACCACUUGUGGCAGAGCAGAGCUUUGUGAAAACCUAUUUUCACUCGGCAACUUUGGGGCUACAGACGCUAGUUUUGUCGCAGGUUGGGUUUGUGCUUCGUUGGUGAGUUGUUUUCCAGGCUCUAUAUAGCCAAUUCUCGUUUGCGCAAAUGAGCUGUCAUGCCUAUGGCACACAAUUGACGGCAAUGCAAGAGUAGUCUUGUGCAGCCAGUAGGAGACUACUGUCAGAUUUGUCUAGGCUACAAACCCAUGGUUAGAAGUCAUACAGGUCUAUAGACCCUUGGUGCUUUUUACUACCACCCUUGUGCAGUAUAUACUAAAGCACCUCGGGUAUAAUAUAUAUUCCCCGUAUACCAUCCCAACCCAUGAGACUUCCGAACAAGGGAAACCUCUGAAUAAGCAGACAACUUCGAUGUCCCAAAGAUGUCCCUUAUUCAGAGGUUUCGCAAUCAAACACACUGAUCGCUGUAUGCUCUGCAGCGUCGUAUUGGAGUGACUGAAGAGAGUGACUCCAGUUCAGAGGACGCGAUGGAAGGAGAGGAGGUUCAGUUUGAGGCCCAGGACUCUGACUCUGAUGAGGAGGGAGGAGG